Messenger RNA from Neolamprologus brichardi, 6499 nucleotides. The record is from RefSeq and is a predicted model, not a curated record. Lineage: Eukaryota; Metazoa; Chordata; Actinopteri; Cichliformes; Cichlidae.
CUUCCAACAAAUGGAUGUGACAGAGGGAGUCGGAGAACGAGAAUUGCGUACAAGAAUAAAACGGUCAUUUUUUUCCAACCCAAACGAUAUAUCCGUAAAGGAAACGACAAACUGCGGCCUUUGACAGGAGGACGGCAUUCAACAGUGCGCGGUGCUGAGCUCAAGUAGCGGACCUGCUGAAGGCUACGCUGUUUAAAAAAAAAAACAAAAAAAACAAGGUGGAGGAGUGAGUGAAUCGACUGGCGUCGACAGCACGCCUCUUCAGUGUAAUCAUAACGCCGUUGCAGUUUCAUCCAUCGGAUCUGUGAGAAAACCGUGAGUUUUGAGGAGUUUGAACAAGAAAUUUGAUUUUUACGCACACGUCUAACGGAUGACGCGCAAUCCCGGCCACGAACGCGCAUCGUGAGGCGCACGACUGAGAUCUUAAUUUCAAAAGAAGUUUGUGGUUUUUUUCUGGUUUUUUUCUGGUUUUUUUUUUUUAAUUGCGAGUGUGGCUCGUGUGGACUUGAACUUUUACAUCUUUGCUUAGAGUGAAGCCAGAUGAGAUGGAAGAGGAGCGGAAGGUGGUUGGCUGAACAUGCCUGAGCCGUUGUGGCAUCAGGGGGCGCUGGCUGGAGCUCCCCAAAGGCCCUGAAUCCCAGUUGAGUUUGUUUGUUUUUAGGGGCUGGCAGGUGACCAGAAGUCGGUAAUGCCGAAAAACAGGGAGCGAUUCAACCCGGACCCAUCCAUCCACAUAUCCAAGAUGAAUGUGAUCAUCCCGUUCUCACCAGAUGUGCCCUGUGAUAACAACGGCCAGCGGAUGUGGUGGGCUUUCCUCGCCUCCUCCAUGGUCACUUUCUUUGGGGGUCUCUUCAUAAUCCUGCUGUGGAGAACUCUCAAAUACCUGUGGACCGUAUGCUGCCACUGUAACGCCAAAAAGAAGGAGGUCCAUCGGAUCACCACAGGCGAUGGUAUUAAACGCACAGACAAGGAUGAUGCUGCGGCCAGCGAGGUGGGCUGGAUGACCUCGGUCAAAGAUUGGGCCGGAGUCAUGAUAUCUGCUCAGACGUUGACAGGAAGAGUCCUGGUGGUGCUCGUUUUUGCACUCAGCAUCGGAGCCCUUGUGAUAUACUUCAUAGAUUCCUCUGAUCCCAUCGAGUCCUGUCAGAACUUCUACAAAGACUUCACGUUGCAGAUUGACAUGGCAUUCAACGUCUUCUUCUUGCUCUACUUUGGCCUCCGUUUUAUUGCUGCCAAUGACAAGCUGUGGUUCUGGCUGGAGGUGAACUCUGUGGUGGACUUCUUCACCGUUCCUCCAGUGUUUGUGUCAGUGUACCUGAACAGGAGCUGGCUUGGUUUGAGGUUUUUAAGGGCCUUAAGAUUGAUACAGUUCUCAGAAAUUUUACAGUUUUUGAAUAUACUAAAGACAAGCAACUCGAUUAAGCUGGUGAACCUGUGUUCAAUCUUCAUAAGCACAUGGCUAACUGCAGCAGGGUUCAUUCAUUUGGUGGAAAACUCAGGGGAUCCUUGGGAAAACUUCCAAAAUUCCCAGGCACUUUCCUACUGGGAAUGUGUCUACUUACUCAUGGUUACAAUGUCCACUGUUGGCUAUGGAGACGUGUAUGCAAAAACCACCCUGGGCCGCCUGUUUAUGGUCUUCUUCAUCCUUGGUGGUUUGGCCAUGUUUGCAAGCUACGUCCCUGAAAUCAUAGAGUUAAUAGGAAACCGCAAGAAAUAUGGUGGUUCCUAUAGUGCGGUUAAUGGGAGAAAGCACAUCGUGGUUUGUGGUCACAUAACACUUGAAAGUGUAUCCAACUUUCUAAAAGACUUCCUACACAAGGACAGGGAUGAUGUCAAUGUAGAAAUUGUUUUUCUCCAUAAUAUUUCCCCUAAUCUUGAGCUGGAAGCCUUGUUCAAGCGCCACUUCACCCAGGUAGAGUUUUACCAAGGAUCUGUCCUAAAUCCACAUGACCUGGCCAGAGUCAAGAUUGAAUCAGCUGACGCCUGCUUGAUCUUAGCCAACAAAUACUGUGCGGACCCCGAUGCUGAGGAUGCAUCCAACAUCAUGAGAGUAAUAUCUAUCAAGAACUACCACCCAAAGAUCAGGAUAAUCACUCAAAUGUUGCAGUACCACAAUAAGGCCCACCUUUUGAACAUCCCAAGCUGGAACUGGAAGGAGGGAGAUGACGCCAUUUGCCUUGCAGAACUCAAGCUCGGGUUCAUCGCCCAGAGCUGCCUGGCUCAGGGCCUCUCGACCAUGCUGGCCAACCUUUUCUCCAUGAGGUCCUUCAUCAAGAUUGAGGAGGAUACAUGGCAGAAGUAUUACCUUGAAGGAGUAGCCAAUGAAAUGUACACAGAGUACCUGUCCAGUGCCUUUGUGGGUCUGUCCUUCCCAGUAAUUUGCGAACUCUGCUAUGUGAAGCUAAAGCUGCUGCUGAUAGCUAUAGAGUACAAGUCUGAUCAAGGGGAAAGCAGCACCCUGAUAAACCCUGGAAACCACGUGAAAAUGCAGGAGGGGACCUUAGGCUUCUUUAUUGCCAGCGAUGCCAAAGAAGUAAAGAGGGCACUGUUUUAUUGUAAGGCCUGCCACGAUGACAUAACUGAUCCCAAAAGGAUAAAGAAAUGUGGAUGCAAGAAAUUGAUAUAUUCCAAGAAGCCUGCCUACAAGAAAAUGAAACUGGCAUGUUGUUUUGAUUGCGGUCGCUCAGAGCGGGACUGCACUUGCAUGCCGGUUAAUGUGCGUUGUAACAUGGACUCCCCUCAACGGGACAUCCCACUCUCUGCUGUCUCUGUUAAUGAUUGCUCAGCCACUUUACGUGCCUCUAAAAAUAGCUAUAAUGGAUAUAUCAAAUCAAUUCAAGAGGACCAACAAUCAGCACUAUCACCCAAAAAAAAGCAACGUAAUGGAGGCAUGAGGAAUUCUCCAAACUCCUCACCUAAGAUUAUGAGACAUGACCCACUCCUCAUCCUGGGAAACGAGCAGAUUGAGAGCAUGGACGAGAACGUAAAGAAAUAUGACUCCACGGGGAUGUUUCACUGGUGCCCGUCCAAAGACAUUGAGAAGGUCAUCUUGACACGGAGUGAGGCAGCCAUGACUGUUCUGAGCGGUCAUGUGGUCGUGUGCAUAUUUGGAGACGUGAAAUCGGCGCUGAUCGGUCUCCGAAACUUUGUGAUGCCUCUGAGAGCAAGCAACUUUCACUACCAUGAGCUGAAGCAUAUUGUGUUUGUCGGCUCCCUUGAGUAUCUGAAGCGGGAAUGGGAAACUCUGCAUAAUUUCCCCAAAGUCUCCAUUCUGCCUGGCACACCGUUGAGUAGGGCAGAUCUGAGGGCUGUCAACAUCAACCUCUGCGACAUGUGUGUCAUUCUGUCAGCCAAUCAGAACAAUAUUGACGAUGCAUCACUGCAGGACAAAGAAUGCAUCUUGGCGUCACUCAACAUCAAAUCUAUGCAGUUUGAUGACAGCAUCGGGGUCUUGCAGGCUAAUUCUCAAGGCUUCACACCACCAGGAAUGGAUAGAUCAUCUCCUGAGAACAGUCCAGUCCAUGGACUGGUGAGGCAGACCUCUGUCACCACUGGAGCAAAUAUCCCCAUCAUAACAGAACUAGCGCCAUUAGCAAAGCCAGGCAAAAAACUGCCUGUGAUUUCAUUCAGUCAGGAUAAAAGCAGUGGGACCAGCAUACAAAUGAUAACUGAGCUGGUGAAUGACUCGAAUGUUCAGUUCCUGGAUCAAGAUGAUGACGACGACCCAGACACAGAGUUGUACCUCACACAGCCUUUUGCCUGUGGGACAGCAUUUGCAGUCAGUGUGCUGGAUUCCUUAAUGAGUGCGACAUACUUCAAUGAUAAUAUCCUCACCUUGAUCCGGACGCUGGUAACGGGCGGGGCGACACCGGAGCUGGAGGGGCUGCUGGCAGAGGAGAAUGCAUUAAGAGGUGGCUACAGCACACCACAGACCCUGGCAAACAGGGACAGGUGUCGCGUGGCACAGCUGGCCUUGUACGAUGGGCCCUUUGCCGACCUCGGGGAUGGUGGUUGUUAUGGUGACCUGUUUUGUAAAGCCCUAAAAACUUAUAACAUGUUGUGUUUUGGCAUCUAUCGGCUACGAGACGCACAUCUAAACACACAAAGCCAGUGUACCAAACGAUAUGUCAUAACCAAUCCACCGUAUGCAUUUGAGCUGGUGCCCUCAGACCUGAUAUUCUGCCUGAUGCAGUUUGACCACAACGCUGGCCAGUCUCGAACCAGCCUCUCCCAUUCUUCCCAUUCAUCCCAUUCUUCAAGCAAAAAGAGUUCCUCCGUCCACUCUAUCCCCACCACCAACCGCACCAACCGAGCCAAAAGCAGGGACUCGCGAGACAAACAAAAAAAAGACAUGGUUUACAGAUGAGCAACAGAAUACCCACCAGAGGACCAUAAAGCUCAAGCCUGUGAAUACUCUCGCCGUCAAUCACAUCAGUCGAUAUACUGUACAUCCGCAAGCAGCUUGAUUCCACCCAUCAGAGAAGCAGAGCACAAGCGCCGAGUUCUGGACGCGUGCUGGUUAUUGGACUCCUAGAAGACUGUCCGGAAUCUGAGAUAUCGCCUCAUCUGCAAACGCAAAUCAUCAUUUUUUUCAUCGUAUAAGGCGAACAUGUACUGCUUUCGUCACCUCUGCAGCAAGUUUAUUUUACGUAAUCUUCAUUAAAGACAAUCGUUGUCAAAUAUCACAGUCACUCAGCUAUUAGUUUGCACAGCUAACCUUUAGCAGUGGCCAGACUCCAUGACUUUUUUGUUUUAUUUUGGGGAAUGAUGGUCACGUCAACAAGAAAAGCAAUGUUAAAAAAAAAGAAUAACUACUUCUAAUACUGCUAAAAAGGGUGUUUAUUAGGAUAAAUGGAUCAAGUUUUGCAAUUGUAAAAGUUGCCUUCUUAGCUGUGUAUGAACAACUACUACUACUUCUGCAUUUACGUUAACCAAUGUUGCAGAGUUAGUCUGUACAGUAUGUUUAAAAUGUGUAUUUUACACCCAGCUGCAACCCCACCACAAUGGCAUUGUUAGUGACUGACUCUCAGUGAUUCCUUUGCCAUUUGGAGCUAAUUCACAACAUUUGUGACAGUUACGACGGCCAGUGUCCAUAUGUAAAUGGCAUUUGGGUCCAGCCUUAUCUGAAUCCAUUUAUGUUUGUCUUAUUUUUUUUUUUGCCUUUUUUCAGGUGUUAUAAAUGUUUUCACGUUGCUAUUUCAAGUUGUCCAAAACCCCGGAAGUGUUAACAAGUAUCUGCAUCUGCAAAAUUUCUUUUUGUUUUUAAUAGCCAAAUAUGAUAGAGCUGUUUUUUGUUGUUUUUGUUGUUAAAUUAUAAAACAACCAAAAAUCCAAAAGUUUGUUCAUUUAUCCAUUUACUUAAGUUACUAUAAACAGCUAAGCCAAAUGCUAUGACCAUAUAUGAUAUACUUGUAGGUAAGAUGAAUGUAAAAGCCACAUAUCGCAUAAAGUGGGCAUCAUUUAAGUCCUCCUUUGGCUGUAAGCACUGCCUGACACAGGAUUGUCUUGGAGGCCAUUAAGCAACUUGUAUGUUCUCCAUGACCAAUCUUAAUGCCAUAAACAGACAUGAUUUUUGUUGAUGCAUGAAGAACAGCUCUAUCAUAAAAAAAAAAAUCUGCAUUUUUGGCUAUUUGUUUUUUUUGGAAUACUUUCUGUUUUGUUUACCUCCUCAAUGACUGAUUACAUAUCUUGCAUAUCCAAAGCACCAAUCAUUUGUUUCUGUUUGGAAGCACAGAAUAAUGUGUGUGGUGUUAUUAAUCAUGUCUUAUUUUAAUAAUGAAUCACAGCUAUACUGGCACUGUUGUCACUUUACUUUAGGAUCAAUGAGGGGGAAGGAAAGGUUUAAAAAAAAGAGCAAAGAAAAGCACAUAUUGCUCCGUUAAUUUCUCGAUCCAUAUAUGAUACAUAACAGUCCAGCCUAGGAUUCAUGUUGGAUGUAAAAUGAGAGAGGUUGUGACAUUUUUACUGGCACAGAGGAAACCCAAGCUGUCCAUCCCUCAGUGCCAGUAAUGUGCCAGGCAGUGCUGAAGCCAAUGGAGGACUCUAGGAAGACCCACUGCUGCGAAAAGAGGCUUCUAGUUUAGCAUUCUUAAAAAUUCACUGGAGAUAGCUACGACUGUCGCAAACAGUCUGAGAAGUCUUAAAACUUUUUUUCUUCUAAAUCCAUCCAUCAUCAAGAGCAACGCCUGAAAGCAAUUCAGUUGUAUGUAAAUGUGUAAAGCUUAAUGUGAAGUUUUUUUUUCUAGUGUUUUCUCAUUUGACAGUACCUGUGGGGUUGAGAGACAUUCAACAUUGCAGUCUAGUCUGUAUUAUUUUGUGCUUCUUUUUUUUUUUUUUAGCACAUCGACAAUGCCAGUGCUAAGUUGAUAUUUCUGACUAUGUCAUCAUACACAAUAAUAAAAACUGUUUAUUGUCUUGUACAAAUAGCCUUGUAUAUAAAUUGUACAUGAUUUCAUUUUGUAUUUUCACAAAUUAAAAGCAGAUGUAUUGUGUUCUAUAA